AUGACAUACUUCAACAAUAGUUUGGGCAGCUUCAUCGAGCACCGAGGACGCGCCUCUCGGGGAACUAGACUCGACCGUAUAAAGCUGGGCCGUAUAAAGCGCACCCAGGAUGCCAUACACGAUUCAGUAUCUCAUGCCAAACAAACGGACAAACUUCAUGCGAGAAUACUUUCUGUCGAGCAGCUGGAGCAUGAGCUAACCCCCAUGCAGGCCCACAUGCCGCAGGAGCGUCGUCUGCCAUUCGACAGUCGGGCAAUCGCUGAUGUCUAUCGUGUGGCCAGGAUAAGUCACAUUCAGCAGUUGCACAAGCUUUUGCUGUUCCACAUUAAGCUGCCACUGGUGGACGCUGAACAGUUCGAUGUCUACCAUCUGACGCCCAUACCAAGGCUAGAGCAAAGCGGCCUUCAGCUCUUCUACACAGAGACACCCAAUCUGGCCAUUAGCGACCAUCUGGACAGAUAUUUUCCCUUGCAGAAUGAGGAGCUGGACAGCUGCCUGGAGCUGCACCCACAAAGAUUUUUAUGCAAGUCGCAACAAAUCACAUUUGGCCGCGACUCGGGCUCACUGCCCUGCACACUGGCAGCCUUUCGGAAUCGCAGUCAAUCGGAGCUAUGCAGCCCUAGGCUGGUGAAGCAAAACUCUCUCUGGCUACCGCUCGCUGCAGCCAAUCGAUGGAUGGUGGCUGUGACCAAGGAGAUCUCCAAUGGCAGCGGCAUCUUGACAAUUCGUAGCGACUGCAUUGUGCGGAGUACAUCGGUGAUGCUGCAGGGCAUGCAGGAAAGAACUGAAAGUGGAGGAAGUUCCUAUGCGGCUCUCACAUUCCACGAAUUGGAUGAAGAUUUGGUAGAAGAGUCCUCAGCUGUGUCCAUUGUCGCUGCCGCCUGCUUGCUGGUGUUGCUCAUUGUUUGCGUCUCUCUCGGCUGGUAUUACUUCCAUCAGUGCAGAGUUCGUGCUGUUCCAGUGGAGGAGCCACAGACAACGCGGGAGGUGCGCUCCAACGAUCAGCCGCUGCUGGAGAAGCCAAUUGGGGAGUUUCCAAUAUAAUACAUGUUUAUUUUACUUGGGUUUU
This is a messenger RNA of Drosophila guanche, 1069 nucleotides long. RefSeq lists its product as uncharacterized. The record is from RefSeq and is a predicted model, not a curated record. NCBI's taxonomy places the organism in Eukaryota, Metazoa, Arthropoda, Insecta, Diptera, Drosophilidae.